AUGGCUCGUCAACGCGAAUACACCGAACUCUCUCCACAACCGCAUCGGGCGCAGCCAAUCGGCGGCUAUCAAACAUCAGCCACCUGGGCAUACACAGACCACAGUGUGCACUCAGGCCAAAGGUUCCCAUCCCCACCAAACACGCACCUGCACCCGCACCCAAAAGAAAUGGGACAUGUGCACCCGCACCCCUCGGAGACUCUGCUGGCCGGGUACGCGGGUUACCGGACAGGCGCACCUGAAGCGGAAAUUCGGACCGCCCGUACGGGCGACGGGACAACCGCGCGAUUCAGUAUGGAUUUUGGUAGGGCAAGGGAUGGUACGGGGGGCAUGCAGCGGUGGACUGGCCACGACCCGAUUCUAAAUAUAGACCCGAUCCUGAAUCCUGACCCGAUUUUAAAAAAGGGAUCGGGUUCGAAUAGGACACUCCGCCGCAACCAGACCGAAUCGGAUGUUUAUACGAGAACGAACGCACUCACGCGAUCGCCCCUACACACUACAGAGGAAGAACCAGACACCAGGCGACCGGUGUCAGUACAAGCACAUCGGCACACAGAGGAUACAGACGCACAGUCCGGUGACGAGAUUCAGUUCAACCGCCCACAUCUGCGCACGGACGGAGUGAUGGACAUGGCCACACUGACUGCGUUGCGCAAUCUCGUGGACAUGCACGCCAGACGGCUGAAG
Messenger RNA from Sphaeroforma arctica JP610, 687 nucleotides. RefSeq lists its product as hypothetical. Lineage: Eukaryota; Ichthyosporea; Ichthyophonida. The record is from RefSeq and is a predicted model, not a curated record. The transcript is spliced from 2 exons. The annotation marks the transcript as partial.